Messenger RNA from Taeniopygia guttata (zebra finch), 6205 nucleotides. RefSeq names its product RNA binding motif protein 12 (gene RBM12). The record is from RefSeq and is a predicted model, not a curated record. Gene Ontology annotation, molecular function: RNA binding. Lineage: Eukaryota; Metazoa; Chordata; Aves; Passeriformes; Estrildidae.
CUGCCUGCCCAGUCCCGCGCUUCGAGCCCGCUUCUCGGCGGGGAGACGCGGGGAGGGAGGCCGGGCGGGCGCGUCCUCGCGCACAAAGGGCCGGGCCGGGCCGGGCCGGACGGCGCCUCCCGCCCCGGGGCGCCGAGCGGGGCCGCUCGUGCUUCGCUGCGGCCCGGCGCACUGAGGCCCGCGGCUCGGGCCGGCCUCGGCCGCUGCCCCGUCCGUGGCUCCCCCUCGCCGCCCGCGCACGCCGAGCUGCGCGGGCAGGUGAGUCUGUGCGGGCCGAACGCAGUCGCCACGGGCCCGUCCGGCGGGGACGGCCGAGUGACCUUGCGGUGGCCCUGGGGCCCGAGCCGGGGCACGGGCCGCAGGGCGGGGGCAGUGCCGGUGCCCGAGGCGGGGAUUUGACCGGUCCGGAGCGGCGCUCGGCGGGCCGGGUGUGGGGUGCUCUGCGGUCCCGUUGUCGGCGCGGGGCCCUGGCGUGUCUCCAUCCCUGGGGUGCUCAGGCGCGUCUGCUGCGCCUUGCCCCUCCCCACCCCUGGGGACGAAGCGAGGCAAGCACUCCGCGGGGAGGAAGGUCCCCGGUGUCUGCGGCGCUGUCAACGCUCGUCGGGGGUACCCUAUAAACACCUGCAGAGUUGCUGUUCAGUAGUCUCUUCUGCUAGUAAAAGUUAGCUCCGCUAAAAAAAACCCAAAACAACCAACAGCAACAACCAACCAAACAAAAUAUCGCCCUCCUUCCCCAAAAUCUCUAAACUAAAAAAAAAAAAAACCCAAAAAACAAAACAAACUUAAAGCCACCCUUCCCAGGGAAAAAAAAAAAAAAAAAAAAAAACCACCAAAAAACAAAAAAAACUAAUUAGCGUUCAAAUGAGCCCCGGAAAUACACAGAGAGAGUUUUCUUUCCAAAAAAUCUCAUGGCUCUGGUUUUACUCAAACUUAACUGUUAUUCUUAGUGGUUUACUUCCCCACCUUGAUCUACUAGGGUUAGGCAGGCAAAUCGGAUGGUUGUUUCCUUGGUGGAUUCCUCUGGUUUAAUAAUUUGUUGUGUGUCCAAUGGAUGCUGGACCUUUCUGUAUAGUGGACAGGGUGUUGUGGAGGUUUUCCGGAGAACUCCCAGAGAUGCAGUGCCAGCUCUGUGUGGGAGCACCUGUGCUCUAGCUGAUGCUCGUCUAGUUAAUGUGCUCUUGUGUAUUCUGUUGAUUGGAAAGGUUAUUUUUGCCUACAGAAGGCAUGGAUGGUUUUCCUUAAAGUUGAGAGAUAUGAGACUUGAAAUGAAAAGUAGAUGGUAUUGGGUGGAGAAGUUAAACAUAGGAGAGUGGAGUUUUGCACCUAUUCUGAAUGCUGCCUUGUUUUGUUUGUGUUGUUCUAGUCCACUGCAGAUCUUCAGAUUGUUUUCAGUUGUGAAGAGGAACAUGGUUGCUAUACUGGAAGUCCAUCUAAUGAUUUAGGCUUUUCUUCUAAAUGGGAAAUUCCUUGUGCAUGAAAGAUUUAUCUGCUGCUUGAAGCAGUCUAAAAGUUGGUUUUAAUUGGUUGCCCACAGGAUUGGCUUGGCUUCUGCUACUUGUUAAGAAAAAACAUCUGUCUUUGCAGGUGUGUGUUGUUUCAGCGCAGCAUGGCUGUGGUCAUCCGCUUGCAAGGUCUCCCGAUUGUGGCGGGGACCAUGGACAUUCGCCACUUCUUCUCUGGAUUGACCAUUCCCGAUGGGGGCGUGCAUAUUGUAGGGGGUGAACUGGGUGAGGCUUUCAUCGUUUUUGCCACUGAUGAAGAUGCAAGGCUUGGUAUGAUGCGCACAGGUGGUACAAUUAAAGGGUCAAAAGUAACGUUGUUGCUGAGCAGUAAAACUGAAAUGCAGAACAUGAUAGAGCUCAGUCGUAGGCGUUUUGAAACUGCCAAUCUAGAUGUGCCACCAGCAAAUGCUAGCAGGUCGGGACCACCACCUAGUUCUGGAAUGAGUGGAAGGGUUAACUUACCUACUACUGUACCUAACUUUAAUAAUCCUUCUCCUAGUGUAGUAACUGCUUCUACUACGGUGCAUGAAAGCAAUAAAAACAUAUCCACAUUUUCUACUGCCAGUAUUGGCACUGCACCUCCAAAUCUUGGGAGUACUUUUGGUAGUCCAACAUUUAGCUCAACUAUACCUAGCACAGCAUCCCCAAUGAACACAGUACCUCCUCCACCAAUCCCUCCUAUCCCAGCUAUGCCAUCUUUGCCACCAAUGCCUUCUAUUCCCCCUAUACCUGUUCCACCUCCUGUACCCACACUGCCUCCUGUUCCUCCAGUUCCUCCGAUACCCCCUGUGCCCCCUGUACCUCCAAUGACGCCUCUGCCUCCCAUAUCAGGAAUGCCUCCUAUGAAUCCUCCACCCGUAGCACCCUUACCCACUGGAAUGAAUGGGUCUGGAGCAGCAGUGAAUAUGAACAGCGGCUUGAAUCCAUUGUUUAUUGGUCCCAUGAAUCCUGUAAAUCCUAUCCAGAUGAAUUCUCAAGGUAGUGUCAAGCCAAUUCCAAUCAAUCCAGAUGAUUUGUAUGUCAGCGUUCAUGGAAUGCCCUUUACUGCAACAGAAUCUGAUGUGAAAGACUUUUUCCUUGGGCUCCGUGUGGAUGCAGUCCAUAUGCUGAAGGAUCAUGUAGGUCGAAAUAAUGGAAAUGGACUAGUUAAGUUUUUUUCUCCUCAAGAUACAUUUGAAGCACUGAAGCGAAACAGAAUGCUGAUGAUUCAGCGCUAUGUUGAAGUUAGUCCUGCAACAGAGAGACAGUGGGUAGCUGCUGGAGGCCACAUAACUUUCAAGCAAACCAUGGGUCCCUCUGGGCAGGCACAUCCUCCUUCCCAGGCUCAUCCUAGGUCCAAAUCUCCCACUGGACAGAAAAGGUCACGGUCAAGAUCUCCCCAUGAGCACGGUUUCUGUGUUUAUUUGAAAGGUCUUCCCUUUGAAUCAGAGAACAAACAUGUGAUAGAUUUUUUUAAAAAGCUGGAUAUAGUUGAGGACAGCAUUUAUAUAGCUUAUGGACCUAAUGGGAAGGCAAUUGGGGAGGGGUUUGUUGAAUUCAGGAAUGAAGCUGAUUAUAAAGCAGCUUUGUGUCAUCAUAAGCAGUACAUAGGUAAUCGCUUCAUUCAGGUACAUCCAAUUACUAAAAAGGCAAUGUUAGAAAAGAUAGAUAUGAUUCGUAAAAGAUUGCAGAACUUCAGCUAUGACCAGAGGGAAAUUCUGAUGAAUGCUGAGGGAGAAUCAGGCUUGCCAAAACUGUGUGCGCAUAUAUCUAAUAUUCCAUACAAUAUAACAAAAAUUGAAAUACUUCAGUUUCUAGAGGGACUGGCAGUAGAAGAAAACUCUGUACAAAUUCUUGUUGAUAAUAAUGGCCAAGGUUUAGGACAAGCACUGGUUCAAUUUAAAGCUGAAGAUGAUGCUCAUAAGGCAGAACGCUUGCACCGUAAAAAACUGAAUGGAAGAGAUGUUAAUUUGCGUUUGAUAACUGUAGAAGAAAUGAGAGAUAUUGAGAGAAACCCAGCAUCUCAAGGAAAAAAGAUCCUGAAAAUACCAAUCCAGGGAAAUGCAGCUGUGCCAGGAGCACCGGGCCCUGGUGGAGAUGAGCAUGCCUUCUUGGGGGGAAAUGCUAAAGACACAAACAAUGGUCCUCCGUUUAAUUUCCCUGGUAACUUCAGUGGGUCUAGCACAUUUGGUCCCCCUUUACCGCCACCUGGAAUAGGUGGCUUUCCUGAUUCUAGACCAGGAAUACCCACAGUUGCAGCUAGUGGUUUACCUGGUGCAAGUAUUGAGGUACCAGGUUUUGCAGGUGGUCCUGCUAAUUUGAGUGGACCAGCAGGUUUUGCAGGGGGUCCUCAGACAUUUGGUAAUGGUCCUGGCAAUUUAGGUGGGCCCCCUGCCUUCGGUGCUGGUCCUCCAGCAAUUGCUAGUGGUCUUGGACAUUUAAGUGGACCUCCAGGGUUUGGACCUGGACCAGGAAACAUACAUAUUGGUGGACCCCCAGGCUUUGGAACAGGGUCUGGGAAGCCGGGGCCAACUGUCAUUAAAGUGCAGAAUAUGCCCUUUACCGUUUCGGUGGAUGAAAUUUUGGAUUUCUUUUAUGGUUACCAAGUGAUUCCUGGUUCCGUGUGCUUAAAAUACAAUGAAAAAGGCAUGCCCACUGGAGAAGCAAUGGUUGCAUUUGAGUCUCGUGAUGAAGCUAUGGCAGCUGUUGUUGAUUUAAAUGACAGACCUAUAGGUUCCAGAAAAGUAAAACUUCUAUUAGGGUAGCUGUUCAUCAAGUAGUUGUAGAAUAGAUAUUCAUAGUGCUGUGACAAAUGCAUCUGGAUUGGUUUUUAUAGUAUUUCCAGGAUAGAACCUGUGGAUUGUUUAAAUUGUAAAACAGAUGGGUCUUGAUAAAACAGAGCACUGGUUUAGCCAUUACAUGAGAAACACCGCAAGGAGAGAGGUGUGGUGGAUUUUCCUCUUACAAAUAUGUGGAGAAGCUGGACAGAUUCUUAUUCGUCAUAAAAGUUUGGUAAACUCUUCUGGACACAGUGCUUAUUGAGAAACUGAGAUUCGUUUGACAUAGUCUUGGAUAAGGGAAAUAGAUAAAGUCGGUGAAGCUCUUCAGUGGUGUUCUUGUAAGCCAUUGUAAAUUAGAUAGCUAUUUUUAGAUUUGGUUAAAAGCUGGCUGAAUUUGCUUUGUUCACAGGUCAAAGCUUUGUUUAAAGUCCUGAUUUUAUUCUGCAACUGAAUGAAUUCUCAGUGUACACAGAUCAAUUGUUUUGUGUAUGUAUCUUUCUUUUUUUCCAAAAUUCUCACUGUAUGAACAGUUGAAUUAUGCCCUUUGCUGAUAUGUCUACCAAACUAAUUCCUAUGAGUAUGAGCAGAAUCGUUCUGUAAAAUUCAAGCUGUUCUGUGUGGUAUAACCUUUAGUAAUUUAUAUAUUGCAAUUAUAACUGUUCAGAAUAAGACUUUUGCCACAAGUAUAGCUAACCUCAAACUUAAAUCAUAUGAGUUUUAUAGUACAUUUUAAAUGUUUUCAGUUGAAAAUAAUAAUUAUUGUUUAAGUAGCUUGAUUUGUUAGGAUUACACAAAUCAGUUGAGAAAGGAUCUUUGACACUAGUUGGAUAUUAGUGUUUCUCACAUGUCUCUUGAACUCCUCACAUAGAGUCUCUGCUAAGAGAACAAAAAUGGUGAUUAUUAGUAGAAGAUUGGAGUCCAGAUAAAGUUUUAAAUUAGGCUAUAAUGGAAGAAACUUGUAUCUUCAGCAACUCUGUUGUAAAUUACUGCUGUGGGUGAAUUCAGAGAUAAAAUUUAUUUUUCUCCAAAACCUGAAAGUACUGAGUUUACUAUAUAUUUUUGCAAUAAAGUUGUGCUGUUGUAUUCAAAGUCUGUAAAGAGUUACCAUUUUAUUUGUUGUGCAGUGAAACCUUCCAUGGAAAAACAGAGAAAUGGAAAGGAAGUAAUUACGCAAGUGAAAAGUAGAAAUUUUUUGGUUCAUCCUUGCUUGGCUUAUGAUAAAUUUUAAGACUUGGACAUUGCCUGAAAAAAAUCCUGCUAUUCCCUGCAAAUCAUUGUACUUAAACACAGUAAACUUCAAACUAUUUUUGGUUUUUUUUUUUUUUUUGACAAAGAAGAACAGUGCUAUUUGGUGUUGCAUACCAUGGAACACUGAAGUGUAUGGGCAGGCAAAAUUGAGAGGUGCAAGUGGCAACAGUUUUAUUCAUGUGGUGUGUAGGAGAGAUUUGCAAACCUGUGCAGCUCUGCGUCCUGAGAGGAUUUCACAGUACAGGAAUGCGUGGAAGGAUUGUAUAAAGGUGUACUUCAAUAAAGAGGCGGUUGCAUUACACAGAUGCUUCUGUAAUUCAUUAGCAUAAUUUUGUUUUGACAGAGUACUAGGUGGUCCCAACUUUGGAAAAGUCAUGUGAUUUGUAUAUACUGUUUAAAAUUAAGCCUCCUGUUAAUAAAACUGUCUGUCUCUGAAGCUUCAUGUUAUGCAUUUCAACAGUCUUUGGGAGUAAUGUUUCAACAGCAGAUCUUUGUUUCUUUUUUUUCCCCGACAGUCUGAAAGUACUCUUCCUAAUGUCAGAAAGAUGUGUGUGAUUAGGGGUCAAGUCAGUUUAUUUUAAAAUUUUGCUCUUUGUUUUUUAAGCAACUUUUAUUAAAGUUUCAUACUAUAUUGGAGUUUUUUGGGUGCUUGUUUCUUCAUGUUUCACAUUAGAAUAAAAUUACUGAAAAGGAAAA